UUCACUCAUUCGUUCAACAAACCCGGGCCCCGGAGACAUAUAUCAGGCGUGUGUGGGAGGGGCGCAGGGCAUACCCCAAACAACCUCGCCCAGUCCUGCAACUCGAGGGCCCCUGGAGGCAAAACAACCACGCACCCAAAUUCCUGGCGCGCUUGGCCCCAGCCUUAGGAGGGGCUGCUGGCUCCAUUUCGCCGAGGGUGAAACUGAGGCCGGCGAUCUCCGCGCCUGAAGGCGGCGUGGCGGAGAGAGGUCCACGCUCCGCGUUCGCACGCGCUACGCCCCAUGCCCCGCACCCGAGUCGCGAGCGCCCCCGAGCGUCCCCCAACGACGCGCACCGGCCGCAGUCCGAACCGGGGUCUCUGCCCCUCCCCGGGGCGGUGGUCCGCUGACGUCACAGCUGCUUUAAGACCCCCGCCUCCGCCCCCAGCCCCACACUCGGCCGGCUCCUUCGAAUCCCUGAGGACUCCGCAACAGGCUUGUGCCCACCACCCCUCGCCAUGGCCUCGGCUGGUCUGCAAAUCCUGGGCAUCGUCCUGGCACUGCUGGGCUGGGUCAUCGCUCUGGUGUCGUGCGCCCUGCCCCUGUGGAAGGUGACCGCCUUCAUCGGCAACAGCAUCGUGGUGGCGCAGGUGAUGUGGGAGGGGCUGUGGAUGUCGUGCGUGGUGCAGAGCACCGGGCAGAUGCAGUGCAAGGUGUACGACUCGCUGCUGGCGCUGCCGCAGGAACUGCAGGCGGCCCGCGCGCUCUGCGUCGUGGCGCUGCUGCUGGCCCUGCUCGCCCUGCUGGUCUACGUGGCCGGCGCCAAGUGCACCACGUGCGUGGAGGACAAGGACUCCAAGGCCCGCCUGGUGCUCUCGUCCGGAGCCGUCUUCGUCUUCUCCGGCAUCCUGGUGCUCAUCCCCGUGUGCUGGACGGCCCACGCCAUCAUCCGGGACUUCUACAACCCCCUGGUGGUGGAGGCGCAGAAGCGGGAGCUGGGGGCCUCUCUCUACCUGGGCUGGGCGGCGUCGGGGCUGCUGCUGCUGGGCGGGGGGCUGCUCUGCUGCACCUGCCCCUCGGGGGCGCCCCGAGGCUCCAGCCACUACAUGGCCCGCUACUCGGCCUCGGCCCCGCGCGGCCCCGCCCAGGGGCCCUCUGAGUACCCCACCAAGAAUUACGUGUGAUGCGCGUGGGAGCGGGCCCCCAGCCCCCCUGAGCACCGGUGUUGAGAAGCUUUGGCAUUUCCAGUUUUUGUUUUAAAGCGAGGGGGGUUAAGCAUUCAUCUCGUGACCAGACCGAGAGAAAGGCGGGCGCCCCCACCCCACCUGAGCCGCCGGGUUUCACCUUUGCACGGAGCUGGAGCCAGAGAGAUGAUGCGGAGCUUCUGGAUCUUUCUCCACCUGGACAUCCCCACCUUGAGGCCAACCUGGAACUGUGGGCCAAGCUAGACGGUGCCUGAGGCACUUGGAUGGUCUGUACCUGAACUGCCUGGGGGGCCCCCCGGGCUUGUUCCAACAAGCCCCCUGCUUCUCAGGCCUCUGCACCUCCUGGAGACGGUCUCUGAAGGGUCCCGGACUAAAGUUCCCAAGAGCACCUCUGCCCUGCCCCCCCCCCCAUGUACACGGCUCAG
Molecule: messenger RNA, 1609 nt
Organism: Sorex araneus (European shrew)
Lineage: Eukaryota; Metazoa; Chordata; Mammalia; Eulipotyphla; Soricidae
Gene: CLDN6
Product: claudin 6
Exons: 2
Coding region: 498-1163 (221 amino acids)
Biological process (GO): bicellular tight junction assembly; cell adhesion
Cellular component (GO): plasma membrane; bicellular tight junction
Molecular function (GO): structural molecule activity
Source: RefSeq, a predicted model, not a curated record